Molecule: messenger RNA, 354 nt
Organism: Rubroshorea leprosula
Lineage: Eukaryota; Viridiplantae; Streptophyta; Magnoliopsida; Malvales; Dipterocarpaceae
Source: the annotation of a GenBank genome assembly
GAACAUUCAUCACAAUCAUCCGUUGAGUGAGUCAUGAGCACCCGUGAAUGUUACCUUCAGAAGUCAUACGUUGGGCGUUCAUCUAAGAUGAUGGAUGACAUGAAAGCUACUCUAAGAGAACUCCAUGGAGUUUAGGUAUGGAGUCACAAUCUCAUGCAUCUUUCGGAGAUGCCGGCUUCAAAUGAAACACCCACACUUAUCUCUUGUUGAACCUGAACCAAUCAUAUUAUUACAUCUUUUGUCAAAAACAGCAUUACUUACCUGGAGGGGAAACCCCAUGGAGAAGUCUUUGAUAGACUUGUACAGGCGUUGGUGGCCUUGGUGGAGACUGCCUGCCUGCCUGCCUGCUUGCCU